CGGAGGCGGCUCGACGCGGACCGAGUGGAAGGAGGGAGCGGGCCGCCGGUGCACAGCCGACUGCCAUGAAGCCUCCCGCAGCAUGCGCGGGAGAUGUCCUGGACGUGGCGUCUCCAUGCUCUGUCGUGAACUACCUGCGAUGGGACCUGCGCGCCCAGCAGAUAGAGGAGCUCACCAAGGAGCUCAUCGAGCAGACCAAGCGCGUGUACGACCAGGUGGGCUCCCAGAAGUUUGAGGAGGUGUCAUACGAGAGCACGCUCAAGGCACUGGCCGACGUGGAGGUCACCUACACGGUUCAGAGGAACAUCCUUGACUUCCCCCAGCACGUGUCCCCCUGCAAGGACAUUCGCACGGCCAGCACAGAGGCCGACAAGAAGCUGUCUGAGUUCGACGUGGAGAUGAGCAUGCGGCAGGACGUGUACCAGCGGAUCGUGUGGCUCCAGGAGAAAGUUCCGAAGGACUCGCUGAGGCCAGAGGCGGUGCGCUACCUGGAGCGGCUCAUCAAGCUGGGCAGGAGGAACGGGCUGCACCUCCCCAGAGAGACGCAGGAAAAAAUCAAAAGCAUAAAGAAGAAACUCAGUCUCCUGUGCAUCGACUUCAACAAGAACCUGAACGAGGACACGACCUUUCUGCCGUUCACGCGCGAGGAGCUAGGAGGGCUCCCCGAGGACUUCCUGAACUCGCUGGAGAAGACAGAGGACGACAAGCUGAAGGUCACUCUCAAGUACCCGCAUUACUUCCCCCUGCUGAAGAAGUGCCACGUGCCUGAGACCCGGCGGAAGGUGGAGGCGGCCUUCAACUGCCGCUGCAAGGAGGAGAACUGCGCCAUCCUCAAGGAGCUGGUGGCCCUGCGGGCCCAGAAGUCCAGCCUGCUGGGGUUCAGCACGCACGCAGACUACGUGCUGGAGAUGAACAUGGCCAAGACCAGCCAGGCUGUGGCCACGUUUCUAGACGAGCUGGCGCAGAAGCUGAAGCCGCUGGGGGAGCAGGAGCGGGCCGCAAUCCUGGAGCUGAAGAAGGCGGAGUGCGAGCGGCGGGGGCUGGCGUUCGACGGGCGCAUCCACGCCUGGGACAUGCGCUACUACAUGAACCAGGUGGAGGAGACGCGCUACCGCGUGGACCAGAACCUGCUCAAGGAGUACUUCCCCAUGCAGGUGGUCACCCGGGGGCUGCUGGGCAUCUACCAGGAGCUCCUGGGGCUGACCUUCGACCUGGAGGAGGGCGCCAGUGUAUGGCACGAGGACGUGAGGCUGUACGCGGUGCGGGACACAGCCUCGGGGGAGGUGAUCGGCAAGUUCUACCUGGACCUGUACCCGCGGGAAGGGAAAUACGGGCACGCGGCCUGCUUCGGUCUGCAGCCUGGCUGCCUGCGGCAGGACGGGAGCCGCCAGAUCGCCAUCGCGGCCAUGGUGGCCAACUUCACCAAGCCCACCCCUGACGCCCCGUCCCUGCUGCAGCACGACGAGGUGGAGACCUACUUCCACGAGUUCGGGCACGUGAUGCACCAGCUCUGCUCCCAGGCGGAGUUUGCCAUGUUCAGCGGGACCCACGUGGAGCGGGACUUCGUAGAGGCGCCUUCGCAGAUGCUAGAGAACUGGGUGUGGGAGGAGGAGCCACUGCUCAGGAUGUCGCGGCACUACCACACGGGUGGUGCCAUGCCCCAGGCGCUGCUGGAGAAGCUCAUCGCGUCCCGGCAGGCCAACACAGGUCUCUUCAACCUGCGCCAGAUCGUCCUUGCCAAGCUGGACCAGGCCCUGCACACGCAGACGGAUGCAGACCCAGCCGAGGAGUACGCCCGGCUCUGUAGGGACAUCCUCGGGGUCCCCGCCACACCAGGUACCAACAUGCCCGCGACUUUCGGCCACCUGGCAGGCGGCUAUGACGCGCAGUACUACGGCUAUCUGUGGAGCGAGGUGUACUCCAUGGACAUGUUUCACACGCGCUUCAAGCAGGAGGGUGUCCUGAACAGCAAGGUCGGCAUGGACUACAGAAGCUGCAUCCUGAGACCUGGCGGCUCUGAGGACGCCAGCGCCAUGCUGAAGCGCUUCCUGGGCCGUGACCCCAAGCAGGACGCCUUCCUCCUGAGCAAGGGGCUGCAGGUGGGGGGCUGUGAGCCCCAGGCCUGCUGACGCCCGGCCCCCAACUGCCCCGGUCCUGCCCAUGCCCUGCUGCCCGGCGCCUCAGCCUCCAGCCAGGACAGGGCGAGCUCCAGGUGCUGGGCGGGACACUCGUGCAGGAGGGGCCGUCUCCCGCCCCUGUGGUCCUCACGCCCCACUGAGGUGGCCCUGUCAGGUCUCCUGCUCCAGGUGUCUGGAGGGCCCUGGCAUCUGCCCAGGGCCUCGUCUUCGUUGCACUAACACGUCCCCUCCCUGGGAAACACUCCUUGUUGAAAUGCGGUCAUUAAAAAAAAAAAAACCC
Messenger RNA from Propithecus coquereli (Coquerel's sifaka), 2418 nucleotides. It is a transcript of the gene THOP1, whose product is annotated as thimet oligopeptidase 1. The transcript is spliced from 13 exons. Bases 66 to 2129 code for a protein of 687 amino acids. The record is from RefSeq and is a predicted model, not a curated record. Gene Ontology annotation, biological process: peptide metabolic process; proteolysis. Lineage: Eukaryota; Metazoa; Chordata; Mammalia; Primates; Indriidae. Gene Ontology annotation, molecular function: metalloendopeptidase activity. Gene Ontology annotation, cellular component: mitochondrial intermembrane space.